Physella acuta is the source of this 5476-nucleotide messenger RNA. RefSeq lists its product as uncharacterized. The record is from RefSeq and is a predicted model, not a curated record. NCBI's taxonomy places the organism in Eukaryota, Metazoa, Mollusca, Gastropoda, Physidae.
AUUCCCCGUGUGGCUUACCUGACGUCGGGUCUGAUUUUAGAUGGAGGAAAACGGACGUUCGUCCGGGUAGAAUUCGAAUCCUUGUCGGCAAAAUCUGACGUCAUUUGAACAACGACGUUUUUACAUACAGCCGCACCCGGAUAAAGUUGUGAAAGAUUUUUUAUCCGGCUGUGUAUCGGAUUUGGUACAAUGUGCAAUACGGAUAUACAAACAUGUGUUGGUUGAUUCGUUCUGUGUAGUUCAAAUACUUCAAGUGUUCAAGUUUCAGAUCGGACAAAACAAUGAUCGUGGUCUCUUUAAUUGUUGUUGUGCUAGUUCAUGCAGCACUUGGUCAGCAACUUCCUGUGGUCAACAUAUCGGUCAUCGAUGGCCCGACCCCAUUCCUGGUCACCUGUGACGCCCAGCGGGUUGCCCUCCCCGGGACGGUGACUCAGAUCACUACCCUAACCAUCGACCGGACCUUGCCCGACUCCGCCUUCUUGAAUCUGGCCUUGGUCAACCCGAUUAUACCCCUCACAAGCUCGAACAUUCCGCCCGGCCGACUCUGGACCAUCACCACCACCGGUCAGCAGAGGAGCAACAACCGCAACAUGCGGCUGGAAGUACUGGUGAGCGACGGCACGUGCAAAGACGCGGCGGUCUACAAGUGCAGCGUGACCUACCAGGACCCCACCACGGGCACAUACCCCACCCUCUCCGCCUCACUCACACUCACGCCGAAACCGCAAGUCCUGACCCAGAACAUCUCAGCCGCACCCUACCAUGUAACCUACGACGGACAGUCCUACUACCAAGAGGGGGAGGUCGUGGUCUUAACCUGCAGACUUUCGGUCACCUACCCAGUCAGACUGCAGUGGUUGUACGGGCUAUCCGAUGCCAACAUGCUAGACGCCUCAUCCGAGGGCACCCUGACGCCCAGCACCACCUUCGUCAAGGGCAUCCCAUGCGACAGCUACAUUCAGGAGUCCAGGCUGACUCUCACCAUGCAGAAGAAAUACGACGGGGCAAUGUUCCGGUGUGCGGCCUUCGCUGACAAUCAAUCGCCCAGUAACAGAACGUACACGCUAGGGAUGUUUGCCUCCAGCAUCACCGACGUCCCUCCCAUGGUCAGCUCGACGCCAAGGGAAGGAACUCCAUUCACGAUGUACUGUGACGGCAGUCGUGUGCCCAUCUCCCCGAACGUCACGGUGCUGUCCCUUACGUUGGAGAAGCUGAGUAACACGGGGGCAGUGGAUCUCAUCGCUAUGUUGAGUGCAGGGAUGAACAGCACGCAAAAGUCAGCAGGGAGACAAUGGGACAUCCAGCUGUCCGGCAACUUCCUGUCCAACACCAGGGACUCUCUGAGGAUCAGCCUGCAGGUCUACGACACCUCCUGCCAGGACGCUGCCCUCUACAGGUGUAACGUCACCUACAAGUACUCUGGGUCUAACGUCCAGUUCCAGGCGUCUGCAUUCCAGAACCUGACCGUUAAAGGUAUAUUUGAGGCAGCCCUUUACCCUUCGAACUUUGACCGACAGGAGAAUAACAUCACGGUUUACAAAUCUAAUCAGCCCAUCACAUUAACGUGUAACGCAACGGGAUCCAACAACUCCAUACUGACGUGGAAAUACCUAGACUCCAUGGCCGCCAUCUUUAAUGGCUACCCGUUUGCAAAUAGCAUCACGUACACCAUGACACUCGCCACCUCCAGGUGUCUGAAACUGUACACCUACUCAACCUUGACCUUUAGGCCGAGUGCUGUGAGCCUGGAGUCGGCUCCCUUUUAUUGUGUGGUGGAGGAUGGAGAGGAUGUCAUGACGAAACGCUUAGAUCUAAAAAUAGAGCAAAUCAUAACUUCAAGUACUACCCCGUCGUCCACCACCAACACCACAACCCCACCCACCUCAGACUUCACCUUCAGGGUGCCGGCGGGGCUGAACACCCCCCUGCGGCUGCCGGCCAACUUCUCCACCACACCCAGCAGCAUCACCCUGCACCAGGUCAGCCCUACCGUGCUCCAGCUGUCGGGCUCGUCCUACACGGCGAGCUACGACAGCACGACACGACAGAUCAACCUAACGCUGGCAGACAACACGGCGAUCGGGACGCGAAGCUACAAAAUCGUCUUGCAAGGUACCAAUGAACUGCUGGAGGUCAAGUUUACUGUCAUUACAGAGGCAGCGGUCACUUCAGCUCCAAUUUCCACAAUUACACCAGCGUCCAGAAACACCACCGCAGCACCCGGAAACACCACCUCAUCAUCCGGAAACAUCACCGCAUCACCCUGGAACACCACCGCAUCAUCCGGAAACAUCACCGCAGCACCCGGAAACACCACCUCAUCAACCGGAAGCACCAACGCAUCAUCCGGAAACAUCACCGCAUCACCCUGGAACACCACCGCAGCACCCGGAAACACCACCGCAGCACCCAGAAACACCACCUCAUCAACCGGAAACACCAACGCAUCAUCCGGAAACAUCACCACACUAUCCGGAAACAUCACCGCAUCACCCUGGAACACCACCACAGCACCCAGAGGCACCACCACAUCACCAACCAAACCGGUGAUCGAGAGAAACAUCAGCAUCUCCUCCUCCUUCAAUAACAACUCAGCCGUCUUCAUACCCCUGGACACCACCACCCCGCCCUACAACCCCCACCUGUACCUCUUCAGCUACAACUACAACUAUGAGUACGUGACGACAGAGCUGUCGUGGACUAGUUACAACCUCAUCUACGACAGCAGCAACAGAGGCGUGCAGCUUGUCGUGUUGGACCAAUGGACGCAGGACUUGAAGCUGUACUUGCUCACUCUCUCCACUGAAGUCUUCAACUACAGAAUGUACGUGCGGGUCACCAAGGUCAUGGACAUUGCCAGCACCACCACGCCUUACCCCGGCGACACCACGACGGAAAACCAGCCGUACAUCCAGAACAACAAACAGGUCACCGCACUCAUCGACAGCGACACGCACUUCCAACUUGUCCUCGUCACCCGGUACCCACCUACCAGUUACCGGAUGUACAGAAAGGAGGCUCCGUUCACCGAACUGAGCAGCUAUACCUACAGCGUGAUCUAUACCAACUACAAAAAUGAGUUGGACGUCACCAUCUUUGACACCGGCAACGAGGGCGUGACGUCGUACGUCUUGCAAGUGGUCAUCAACGGUCGAACGUACGAGGCGUAUUUCACCGUAACCAAGGCAGGAUCCACGAAUUCAUCCUGGCUGCCAAGAUCCAACAUAAUUUGUUUGAUUACAACUUUUUUUUCUGUACUCGGAACCAGAGUUUUUAUAUUUUAGUUAGUUGGUUCCAUUAUAUAAAUCCAACAAACUGCAUUUUUUUACUCUUAAAAGUCAUAUUGUACAAUCUUUUCUCGAUCAGGAUAACAUAUUCGAUGCUUUGUCGCGGUCAUGAAAAUCUUAACUUUAGACAGAGAAAAUGUUAUUGUCUGUUAAAUAACGACAAAGACUCCGGUGACGAAACAGUAGAGCAUCAGGGGGAGGGGGUGCGGUUGGUCAAUAUUUUUUUAGAAUAUCGCGAUAAUAUUGCUUAAAAUAGUUUUAUUACAGCACCCAUUACACAAUUUUGCAACACGGAUAUAAUUUAUUCUAUUUUAACACUGUUGUAUGAUGAAGUUGUUACUACUCAAAUUAUUUACCUUCUGAUUCUUCGAAUAUUUUUUUUCUUUAUUACACAGUUUUGAAUAAUUCUAUGAAGAAAAAAUGUAUUUAAAAAAUAGGAAUUAGUCUUUUUUAGCGAUUCAGAAAACGAAUAAAUCUUUUUCCUCAAGCAAAAUACACUACGUUUCCCUCUCUUCUGUAGUACCACGUUACGGCGUGGCCUAGUGGUAGAGCGCUAGACUGCUAACACGAAAGUCUCGAGUUCGAAUCUGUGUUCAAGUUAGUCGUCCCUGAGUUCACCCAGCUAACGGGUGCCUAGUUCACGUUAGGGAAAGUAAAGGCGGCUGGGCAUAGUGCUGACUACACUAUCCCUUCAUAUGCCAAGGUCUCUGAAACAGAAGAACUCUACUUCAUCUGCCUCAUCUUAAGCACGAACGGGGAAAAAAGAUGAUGAGUAUUACUAAGUAACAAGCACCCUGUUUUUAUUAUGCACAUUUUAUUUACAUUAAUGAUUGAAUGUUGACGUCAACUUUGAUUGGGAUUGUUGUUUUGCAAGUUGAUUGUAUCUUAAAGUCAGUGCCGGAUUUGCGUAUAACCUAAACAAACUAUAGCUUAAGGCCCCCACUUUAUUGGAAGCCCCCACCCCCACAUAUUGUUGUAAAUGUACGAUAGACAUAUCGAUUGUAUAGAGGACAAAUUCAUUAUGUUAAAAAAAAAUCUCGAGAAAAACGUGUUUAUAAAUCUCAAUCGUAUAUAUAAAUAGUGCAAAUUAUUAUUUUAAAAUGUCAAAAAGAAUAUAAGCACUUUAAUAUUUUAUGUUUAACAUAAGUGCUCUGGCGAUUUCUAUUAUUGCCUAUAUAAGUAUAACUGUACAUUGAUUUCCCAAAAAAGUGGACAUGCCAAAUGUAUCUUCUAUACAGUCGAUGUAGACUUAAAUAUACAGCUCCAUUAUUUGUUACCAUGAAAACUGUAGAACAUAGGUGAACUUCGGUAACAUAUAAAUAAAACAUAGGCUUAAGGUGGGGGCCACAUACCUCAAACAUCUUAGGGCCUAAUCACGUCUAAAUCCUGUCCUUUUUAUAGUGACUCCUAUGGGUUUGUCCGGCUUGUUCAAUAUUACAGAAAAAAACGAAUUUGAAAAAUAAAACAGCAUGCUCUAUAUGUUAAGGCGGUUGAAAUAUUGUUAAUUAUUUUUUAACGACCGUGUUUAUGAAACAAUUUUUUAUUUUUUUAUUUUAUAAAAUAAAAUGUUUUAGUAGACGAUCGUAUUUUUUAUUAGAACAACCAAUUUAUUUAAGUGUUUAAUAUUUCUUGUAAAAUUGCUUUUCCGUAGAAAAAAAACGUGAAAACUUAAUUAUGUAUACAUCUACAUUAUUAUAAGAAAAAAAGGUGAAACCACUUUAAUAGUUAUAGGUUUGUUAUAUUGUUUUAAUUUUAUUUUAUUAGCCUCACCUAAUUAUGAAUAUAUAGUCAGUUUAAACUGCAAUAGAAAUUAUCGUUUAAUUAAAAAAAUUCAGUCUUGUUUUGAAUAAAAAUGUUGCCAUGGAAGCAUUUCAUAAAAUUUCAUUCCUACAUUAUUCCCUACCAAUGUACCAUUUCCAUCUACACUAACACUAAAUUGUUUAAUAGUUCGAAUUGAAACACAAAAAAGUUCUGAAAUAGUAAUAAAUUAUCUGCGUUUUUAUUGUCUAAAACAUUUAACCGAUGAAGUAUUGGAGCAAGGCAGAUAACUUCGCUAAUCUUAUUUAGUUUGUAUAUUUUAGAUGAGUAGUUUCCCUCUAGUGUGAUCUCGCUAACAGUCAAUGUAUACAAAUCCGGUUAAAAUAUUCACUUAAUUUGAACAUUGUUAUUACUGUUUUAAUAAAAUGCCU